Mirounga angustirostris (Northern elephant seal) is the source of this 10834-nucleotide messenger RNA. It is a transcript of the gene SETX, whose product is annotated as senataxin. The record is from RefSeq and is a predicted model, not a curated record. Gene Ontology annotation, cellular component: nuclear body. Gene Ontology annotation, molecular function: transcription termination site sequence-specific DNA binding; helicase activity. The transcript has 26 exons. Gene Ontology annotation, biological process: termination of RNA polymerase II transcription. Bases 280 to 8358 code for a protein of 2692 amino acids. Lineage: Eukaryota; Metazoa; Chordata; Mammalia; Carnivora; Phocidae.
GCCGACGCCGCGAGCGCGGGGGGCGGCGCCUUCGCGCGCGGCGCCGCCGGGUUGGGUGGCCGGGUCGGGACGGAGGCAGACGGGUGUGGGCCCGUACAUCCGCCUUCGGCCGACUGUUGAGCCGAGGCAUGGAGAAAUGUUCUCUUGGGGCCAGAGUCUGGGUAUAUGUGAGUGCAAAUCCUCACCCAUUCACAAAUAAGCCUAGGAAUCUCGACUGAGAGGAUCACUUCUCUGUAGGCCAUUAGCCCAGAUAUUGUCUCUUCUGGAUACAGGUGCAGAAUGAGCACAUGUUGUUGGUGUACGCCAGGUGGCAUUUCCACCGUUGACUUCCUACAGCGCUAUGCAUCCGAGACCCACUCCAGUGAGUUUCAAACAGCUAAUGAAGACCUCUGCUACUGCUUAGAGUGUGUGGCCGAAUACCACAAAGCAAGGGAUGAUUUACCAUUCUUGCAUGAGGUUUUAUGGGAAUUAGAAACCUUACGUCUCAUAAAUCACUUUGAAAAAUCCAUGAAGGCAGAAAUUGGAGAUGAUGAUGAAUUGUAUAUAGUAGACAACAAUGGAGAGGCACAACUGUUUGACUUUACUGGCCAAGACUUUGAAAAUAAGCUUCGAGUUCCUCUUCUUGAAAUACUGAAAUAUCCUUACCUGCUUUUACAUGAGCGUGUUAAUGAAUUAUGUGUUGAAGCACUUUGUCGGAUGGAACAAGCUAAUUGCUCCUUUCAGGUUUUUGACAAACAUCCAGGCAUCUAUUUGUUUCUGGUCCAUCCCAAUGAAAUGGUUCGGCGUUGGGCUAUCCUGACCGCAAGAAAUUUGGGAAAAGUGGACAGAGAUGAUUAUUAUGACUUGCAGGAGGUUUUGACUUGCCUUUUUAAAGUCAUUGAAUUGGGGCUUUUGGAAAGUCCGGACAUUUAUACUUCUUCUGUCCUCGAGAAGGGUAAACUGAUUCUUCUGCCCUCACACAUGUACGAUACCACCAACUACAAAAACUAUUGGUUAGGUAUUUGCAUGUUGCUGACCAUUCUGGAGGAGCAGGCCAUGGACUCACUGUUGCUGGGCUCAGACAAACAGAAUGAUUUUAUGCAAUCAAUACUUCACACCAUGGAGAGGCAAGCAGAUGAUGAUAGUGUGGAUCCUUUUUGGCCAGCAUUACACUGUUUCAUGGUGAUUCUGGAUCGCCUUGGAUCUAAGGUCUGGGGUCAACGUAUUGAUCCUAUUGAGGCAUUUCAAACCAUUAUCAACAAUGUGAGCUACAAUAAAGAGAUCCAAAAUAUACGGAACAGCUCUGUAAGGACCAAGUUAGAACCGGAGUCAUAUUUGGAUGAUAUGGUGACUUGCAGCCAGAUUGUAUACAAUUAUAAUCCCGAAAAGACCAAAAAGGAUUCAGGGUGGAGAUCAGCCAUUUGCCCCGAUUAUUGUCCUAACAUGUAUGAAGAGAUGGAAACAUUAGCCAGUGUGCUUCAGUCAGAUAUUGGUCAAGACAUGCGUGUUCAUAACAGCACCUUUCUGUGGUUCAUCCCUUUUGUUCAGUCCCUCAUGGAUCUUAAGGAUUUGGGUGUGGCUUAUAUAGUAGAGGUUAUUCAUCAUCUGCACUCGGAAGUCAAAGAUGUCCUCAACCAAACAGAUGCCAUGUGUGACAAAGUUACUGAAUUUUUUCUUCUGAUUUUGGUGUCCGUGAUUGAGCUGCAUAGAAAUAAAAAAUGUCUGCAUUUGCUGUGGGUUAGUUCCCAGCAAUGGGUAGAAGCCGUUGUAAAAUGUGCCAAGCUACCUACCACUGCAUUUGCACGGAGUUCUGAGAAGUCAUCUGGAAAUUGCUCCAAAGGAACAGCAAUGAUAUCAUCUCUGUCAUUGCAUUCAAUGCCAUCAAAUUCUGUACAACUGGCUUGUGUGCAGCUGAUUAGAAGUCUCCUUAAAGAAGGUUAUCAGCUUGGGCAGCAAACUUUAUGUAAGCGAUUCUGGGAUAAACUCAAUUUAUUUCUGCGUGGAAAUUUGUCUCUAGGUUGGCAGUUGAGUACUCAGGAAACCCAUGAGUUACAAACUUGUUUAAAGCAAAUUAUCAGAAACAUAAAAGUCAAAGUACCUCAAUGUAACACUUUCGUGGAUCUGAGUCCUGCAGGUAAAAGCUCUCCGGCAUCUUACAGUAAAGAAGAAAGUGAACAAAUAGAGAGGAAGUCCAAUAAAGAUCUGCACUGUCUGGAAAACUCCAGCCCAACAUUUUCUAAAGAACCAAUGAAAGCUGAGGCAUAUCAAAUACAAGAGAAUAUAUUGAUUAAAGCAAGUAACACGACAGAAGAGGAUAAUGAGCAAAAUUAUAUAAAAGAUUGGAAACUAGAAGAUCAUCUCUCAGCCGAGUCAUGCAUAAAGAAGAGUAGUAAAAACCUUUUCACUGAAAGAGCUCAAGAUCAAGUUAAAAUAAGUACAGGGAAGCAGAAGUCUGUGAAAGAGAAUUGUACUUCAAGAAAUGUACUGCAGAAUUGUACUUCAAGGAAUGGUCCAGAAAGGGGAUGUGACAGAGGAAUAAUAAUGUCAACACAUUUGUUGACCGACUCUAGCACUGAUUCUCUGGAGAAGUCGUGCACAUCAAAUGAGGAUUUCUCUUUCAAGGAUGAUGCUCUUGGCAAAACCUCAAAAUCAAAAACUAAGGCACAUAAAAAUGAAAUUUGUGCUAAGUCAUCACAUGUAAUAAAGAAGCAACACAGGAAAAGUACUUUGAUCAAUAAUACUGGUAAUUUAGAGGAAAACCUAACUGUGUCUAACAUUGACUGUUUCUAUUCAAGGAAAGAUUCAGGAGGUCAGAAAGGGGAUGGCUUCAUGCACAAUCUCUCUUUAGACCCUCUCGGCAUUCUGGAUGAUAAAAAUGGGGAACAAAAAUCUCAAAACAGUUCAUUGCUGAAAAAGAAACAACUGAAGAGUGAAGAGUUAGAUAUUUGCUCUUCCUAUGAAAACAGGUAUCAAAUGCAGGAAUGUCACAUUGAUGAUAAAGAUUUGGUCUCGUUUACAGAAGUGACCAACACUUUCGUGAAGAAAAUGUCUCCCUUCAAAGAUCCUGUGACUGUUCUUGAAUCAAAAGAUAAGGAAAUUAGCAAGAAUACCAGUCAGAUGUCUUCUCACUUGAGAGAACAGGCUCCUGGCCUCAGUCCUCAGUCUGACACCUUAACAGAUUCUCAGAUAGACCAAGACCUCCACAAGUUAUCUUUAAUAGCUCAAGCCAGCGUUAUUAAGUUCCCAUCAGAUUCAACUCAAAAAAGUUCAUCCCAGCUACAAAGAAGAGUGAAAGAUGACAGAAGAUGUUUCCCGGCUGACCAGAAUAAUACUGGGGAAGCCUGUCGGGGCCAGAUUAUUAUUAUUUCAGAUUCUGAUGAUGAUGAUGAUGAAGGAAUUCUGGGUUUUGAGAAACACAUUAAACAAGAUAAAAUAGGCAUCAAGAAAGAAUGCCUGGAGCAGCAUACUUCAAUAGCUAGUCCGAAUGUGGAAAAGAAGUUAAUAAAGGAAGAGGAGACAAAGCCCGUUUUGCAGUUGGAAGAAUCAGAUUCUCAGUUUUUUGAGUUUGAAAGUCCAUGUGAGAUGUUUUCAGCUUGGCAAGAUCAGGAAGCAGAGAAGAAUUCAGUUCAAGAGAAUGAAAAAAAUUCUUGUUCAGCUGGCAUAGCUGAUACCACGAAUGAUUGGGGUUAUGAGACAGAUUAUGUAUCUGAAGAGGUUAUUAAGAAGGUAGCAGAGGGCAUUGAAAAACACACAGAACCACAGAGUAGUAUUUCUGUUGGGGAAUUUUGUGAAAUUGAAGUAAAAAAACGUAAGAGAAAACGAUUUGAAAAACCUAUGGCUGAAGGUCCUCUAAGGCCUUCACCUUCUGAUAGAAACGAGAACGAGCCUGAUAUUCUUAAUGAGAGAGGUCUGACUGAAAAUGAUUUUAAAAGUAUGGACCUAAGGACAGCGAGUCCCAGUUCAAGUGUUCAGAGAGACAAAGACACUACGGUUUCACUGAAGAAGUCUUCUCCAAAGCUUCGUACUUAUUCCAAACCCAUUAGAAGAGUCCCACUUCCUAAAACUCCUAAGAAAACACAUUCAGAUACCAAGAAAGGGCAGAAUAAAAGUUCAAAUUAUAUAAGUUGUAGGACAACUCCUGCUAUAGUUCCACCAAAGAAAUUUCGCCAGUGCCCUGAACCAACUUCAGCAGUUGAGAAACUUGGUCUGAAGAAGGCUCCUCGUAAGGCAUUUGAUUUGUCUCAGGGAUCUCUAGAGUAUGUAGUUCAGUUACGCCACCAUGGUCAAAGUGUUGGAGUGGUUGAUACUAGCAAAAAGACUAAGUUAAUUUCUCCUCAGACUCUCUCUGUCAGAAACAAUAAGAAACUGCUGACAAGUCAAGAUCUUCAGUUGCGAAGGCAGGUGAGACCCAAAUCACAACAAAAUAGACAAGGACUUUUGGAUUAUGAAAAUAAAGAUGCUACAAGAGCAGGGCUUUGUCCAGCACAGAAUUCUGACAUACUUGUCCCAGAAUCAGAUGGUUCAGAUCAUAGUUACAAAGGAGGAACUGAGGAGGUUGCUAACAACACUGGGAAACAAUUAAUAAAAUGUGUGUCUUCAGAACCAGAACCCAUGAAAACAAAAUAUGUGUCUCAGGUGACCAGUGAUGCUUGUCUUUUGAACCAGUCUGCUUCUGUUGUGUUGAAUGGAAGAAUACCAACAAAGGAAAUCAUUGUCUCUGCUUCAGCAGACCCCUUAGGAGGUGGUGACCCAACAGUACAUCAUUUAGAAUUGACAGUUUUGAAAGACGGAGAGCCUGAAUCCAACAGUGAUACAGAAGAUGAGAAUAUAUUUCUAACACAGCACGAUCCUGAAGAUAUGGAUUUGUGUUCACAGAUGGAGAAUGGUAAUGAGAAACUCAUUGAAGUAGUUCAUGGCAAAGAUACAGCUCAGGUGGAAGAAGAUUCUGUAAGUCGGCCUCAGUUGGAAUCUUGGAGUAGCACAAAAUGUAAGUACAAAGAUUGUGUUGAAACCCCGAAAAACCAGGGUGACUACUGCUCAAAACACUGUGAAGCUAAAGCAGCAGAUGAAGAUGUAUUUCGUAAACCUGGCUUGCCCCUUUCUGCAUCCAAGCCUUCGAGACCUUCCACUGCUAAGAUUUUUAGCUCAAGUAGUACUUCACGAAUUGCUAAUCUUUCCAAGUCUUUGGAAAGUGCCUCUGCACUUCCACCAGCUCUAAAAAAUAAGUCAAAUGGGGCACAGGCUGUUUUGAAAGUCCCACAGCCAGCCUCUGUGUUGUCUCCAAAGCCAGUGGGUGAAGUGAAGAGUUUGUGCAAUGUUCUUCACCCUCAGACUCCAAGUAAUUCCAUCAGGCAAAGUUACAAACUAACGUUUGGUGAAAGCAAAUCCUUCUCAGCUUCCUCUCCAGUCCACAUUGUCUUGUCAUCGCAGUCCAUCUCUGACACCUUUGUCAAAGAGGUCUUAAAAUGGAAAUACGAAAUGUUUGUGAACUUUGAUCAGUGCGGGCCCCCAGCAAGCCUUUGUCAGUCCAUCUCAAGACCUGUGCCUGUCAAAUUUCAAGAUUGUGGAGAUUAUUUUAAUGUUUUUUUCCCUUUGAUGAUAUUGAAUACUUUUGAAACAGUGGCACAGGAGUGGAUCAGCUCUCCAAACAAAGAGAAAUUCUAUCAGUUGCAUUUACGAAAAUUUCCUGCUGAUUAUAAAAAAUACUGGGAGUUUGUGGUUCAUCUUGAGGAAUGUGAACUAGCUAAACAGCUUCAUCCAAAGGAAAAUGAUUUGGUGUUUUUGGUUCCUGAAAGACAAAAUGGAGAGAAGAAAGAUACAGAGAGACAUCGCAUGCAGGAUCUCCGUGAAUAUCAUUGCGGUUAUAUUCAUAAGUUUCGCCGCACUUCAGUCAUGCGCAAUGGGAAAUCUGAGUGUUCCCUUUCCAUCCAGACUCAAGAUAAUUUGCCAGUCAAUUUAAAUGAACUCGUGAAAUGCGUUGUAAUCAGUUCUCUGGUAACUACACAAAGGAAGUUGAAAGCCAUGUCUUUGUUGAGUGGACGGAACCAACUGGCCAGAGCUGUUCUGAAUCCAAACCCCAUGGACUUCUGUACAAAAGAUUUACUAACUACAACAUCUGAGAGAAUUAUCGCCUACUUAAGAGAUUUCAACGAAGACCAAAAGAAAGCGAUAGAAACUGCAUAUGCCAUGGUCAAACACUCCCCGUCAGUUGCCAAGAUCUGUCUGAUUCAUGGACCACCUGGAACAGGAAAAUCAAAAACUAUUGUUGGCCUCCUGUACCGCCUCCUGACAGAGAACCAGAGGAAGGGGCAUUCAGAUGAAAACUCCAAUGCCAAAAUCAAACAAAACCGUGUCCUUGUGUGUGCGCCUUCCAACGCAGCUGUUGAUGAACUUAUGAAAAAAAUCAUCCUCGAAUUUAAAGAAAAAUGUAAAGACAAGAAGAAUCCUUUGGGGAACUGUGGAGAUAUAAAUUUAGUACGUCUCGGUCCAGAAAAGUCUAUUAAUAAUGAGGUCCUAAAAUUCAGUUUGGACAGCCAAGUUAACCACAGAAUGAAAAAAGACUUACCUUCUCAUGUUCAGGAGAUGCAUAGAAGAAAGGAAUUUCUAGAUCAUCAACUUGAUGAACUUUCCCGCCAGCGUGCUUUAUGCCGAGGAGGAAGGGAAAUACAGAGGCAAGAAUUAGAUGAAAAAAUUGCGAAAGUUUCAAAAGAGAGGCAGGAACUAGCUUCUAAAAUUAAAGAGGUUCAAGGACGCCCACAAAAAACACAGAGCAUCAUCAUCUUAGAGUCUCAUGUCAUCUGCUGCACAUUGAGCACAAGUGGUGGUUUACUGCUUGAGUCUGCUUUUCGUGGGCAAGGGGGUGUCCCCUUCAGUUGUGUCAUUGUCGAUGAGGCCGGGCAGUCUUGUGAGGUUGAGACUCUUACUCCACUCAUCCAUCGUUGUAACAAGCUCAUCCUCGUAGGAGAUCCUAAACAGCUCCCUCCCACGGUCAUUUCUAUGAAAGCACAGGAAUAUGGCUAUGACCAGUCAAUGAUGGCGCGCUUCUACAAGCUGCUGGAAGACAAUGUGGAGCACAAUAUGAUCGGCAGGCUGCCUAUUUUACAGCUUACUGUUCAGUACAGGAUGCACCCAGACAUAUGUCUCUUCCCCUCUAAUUAUGUUUAUAACAGAAGCUUGAAAACAAAUAGACAGACUGAAACCAAUCGGUGUUCAUCAGACUGGCCAUUUCAACCUUACCUGGUGUUUGAUGUCGGAGACGGUUCAGAAAGACGGGAUAAUGACUCAUAUGUAAAUGUUCAAGAAAUAAAACUGGUAAUGGAAAUAAUUAAACUUAUUAAAGACAAAAGAAGGGAUGUUACUUUCCGGAACAUUGGCAUAAUAACCCAUUACAAGGCUCAGAAGACGAUGAUUCAGAAGGAUUUGGACAAAGAAUUUGAUAGAAAAGGGCCAGCAGAAGUAGAUACCGUGGAUGGGUUCCAGGGCCGGCAGAAGGAUUGCGUUAUUGUUACGUGCGUCAGAGCAAAUACCAUGCAGGGCUCAAUUGGAUUUCUGGCAAGUUUGCAGAGACUGAACGUCACCAUCACACGAGCCAAGUACAGCCUCUUCAUCCUCGGACAUUUAAGGACCCUCAUGGAAAAUCAGCACUGGAAUCACCUGAUUCAGGAUGCACAGAAGCGGGGUGCCAUUAUCAAGACGUGCGACAAAAACUAUAGGCACGACGCAGCGAAGAUUCUGAAGCUCAAGCCCGUGCUGCAGAGAAGUCUGACUCACCCUCCUGCCGUAGCCCCAGAGGCGUCCAGACCCCAGGGCGGCUUGCCCAGCAACAAGCUCGACAGUGAAUUUGCCAAGACAUCUUUCACUUCUUCCCUGUAUCACACGCCCCCUGACUCCAAGGAAUCUUCUGGUACUGUCACUACAAAGGACCCUGAAAGGCCUCUCCUUCAGGACCGGCUUCGGGACCCACGACUGCUUAGGAGGAUGGGCCUAGACCCCGAAGCCAAAGGGGUGGGCCUAAGGGAUCCGCAGCCCUUGAGCCCCCAGCAUCCCGGAGCGACACCUCCCUCGGGCGAGCCAGGCUUCCCUGGGAGUCACCAGGAUCUGGGUAGCGCACAGCAGUCCACUGCCAGAGGAACCGCUCUGAACAACUACAAACCUCCCGCGCAGUGUGAACCUCCAGCUGCUGGGACUGAUGUCUCCACAAGUAAAAGAAGAUGUGACUGGGAAGGAGGGCUCAGCCACAGAAGAGAGACCCGGGCUUUCAGUGAGGGCGACCAGGACAGGUGGAGCCCGGAGAGCCACUACUUGAAGAGGAGCCCUGGCUGGGACAAGAGGGGACUGGAGAAGGAGGACUGCAGCUCAAAGAAAAGAAGGCUUUUAUAGUGAAGCCGCAUGGCACAGACUGUCAGCCACAGCAUCGUUGCAAACUUAAGCUGACCAGCUAGUGGGACUGUCCAGAUAAGAUCAUUUUUUUUCCUUAAAGGAGUUUGUGUGCUGUUGGAAAACAUGGAAAAUGUAUCCCAACACCUGAGCCUCUUGGUCAUCUUCCACAGUUUUUUUGUCAGUUGUAAAAGCUUUCAAGGGCCUUUGUGUGUCUGUAAUACUGUCCUUGAAGUCGGAGACUUAGAAUGUUGAGCUCCUGUCCUUCUGAGAUAAGGGGUCAGACUGAGGCGGGUGUUGUAGAAGUUGAAAUGUAUAUUUGUAUAGCAAAUAACAAAAUCGUUUUAAAAUGUAAUCUAGUAGACCGCUUUUCUUUCCCCUACUUAAAAUGUUAGUCAUUUUCAGCAGAACAAACUUUAUACUUAAAAAACAAAACAAAAAGGUGGGAGGAGGAGGGCAGGCCCUUUCAGAUGUUGUUCCGGCAAGACCUGUUCAGCAGCCCAGGUAUUCUGGGAGGCAGGGUUCAUGCCGGUGGGUCAGACGGCUGUAGUUCUAUUUAAGAAAACAAGUGGAGUCUCCUGGGGGAAACUUCGGGCAGCCGAGUCCUGUUCGGUAAAGUUCUGCUGCUGUUGGACGUUUUCAGAUGAGGCUCCUUGGUGCAGGAUAUUGCACUGCUCUGAUGAGUCCAGCCUCCUAUUUCAGGAAGCACAGGGUUUCUAGCUAAAAUUCGUGUUCCCCUUGAAAUAGACGAAGAUGAAACAGAAGAAUAAUUCUUGACCUACCAUUCAGAUGCCCCCAGCAUAUUGUGAGUGUCCCGUAACUGGUGGGUGGACAGGUCCCACGGUUGCUGGGGCUGGAGCAGCGUGGGGAAUCCCUGUGUGUGAAAGCCGGCAGGUUCCCGGGAGAAUCCAACCAGAUUGCUCUGGGGGAGCCUGGGGAGCUGCAUGUUAGAUGUCUACCCAGGGGCCUCGGGUCACCGACCUGGCAGCUUGGGAUCCAGGAGGGCCAGCCAGAUAGAAUACUGUAGGCGGGAAAGAAACACCCUUUCAGAAGAGAAGGCUGAAGGGAAGCGCAGACAUUGGAAGUUGAGACCCAGGAGGAGAGUUGACAGGUUUCCUGUGAUCUUUGGAGACUGUGUUAACUCCUGAAAAGAUGCCACUUUUGUAGGGUCAUCUGGUUAGAGGGGGUUGUGCUGUGGUUUGGGGUGCCGUGGGGAGGGGAUGUUUGAGUACCUGCACCAGGGGGGUGGGGGGGUCGCUCAUUGCAAAGUCCAGUUUUCCAAAUUCACAGACAUGAGAAAUAUGGUAUCAACAGUUUGCACCUAUCAGAACUAGUGGUUUGUAGGGAAUGCUGGGCAGCCCAGCCCAGCCCGUUGGCUAACUUGGUUAGGGCCUCCCUUUGAAGAUUACUGUGCACCGUUUGAAAUUUUGCCAUCUGCUUUUUAAGCAAAGAGGGCUUCGUGUCAGAAAAUUCUACUGAAGCUGGUUAUUAAAAGCUUUAAAUGUUUGAUUGCCAAAAGUUUAGACAUUCUGCUUCUUCAUUACUCACAUCACCCCAGCGGGGGUCUGCUGACGUCGAGCGGACACCCCCGGCCCUCAGGGAGCACACGCUCCGGCCCCACGGUCGGCCUGCUCCCUGCGUGCGGGUAGGGCAUGGGUCCUCGGCCGCAGUGUGAGGAGGUGCAGGGCGAGCCCCACCCUGUCCGGGUCAGGGGCUCUGUAAGCUUCCUGCUUGUGCCUUUGGCAAGGAAUGGCACUGUUUCUUUGAGUUUACUUUCCUUCUACUCUUCUUGAGCAGGUUCUUGGCGGCAGCGGUGUAAAGGGCCUAAACUCUGUAGGCUUAGAAAGCAGGCGUGACAGACACAGUUGGGGGCCAGGAACCUCUCCCUGCUGGUGCAGCACGGAGACUAAGAAAGAAGGGUUCCUGUUCCCAGCCGCGGACUUCGCUGCCACGCCCGGACUGUGGGCUUCCGACGAGCGUGACGUGUGUUCUCGUGCGCCCUGUCCGUCCGCUGGUUGCCCACGCUCCCCAUCCGAGCCUGUGUCCUGCCGACCUCUCCCUGCGAACGCAGGCCACCUGACACUGCAUUUGAAACUGUUUGUUGUUCCACUUGGUAAAAAAAAGUUGGUAUAAAGCAUUUCCUAUGUGUAAAUGGGGCCCUUCUCGAUGUGGCUGUCCCAGCAGUGUUGGUGAGUGGGAGUUAAUCUUGCAGAGUGAGGAAUACGGCUGUUUGCUUCGUCCUUGCCACGGCGCUACGAGAAAGUGGCCUGUCUUCACUGUUCGUUCUUUCAACAUGAAUAUAUUCUGCUUAAAAACUUGUUUUGCUUCUCUAUAUAUAAUUUUCCUUGGAUUUAUGUGCAUGGUUUAUUUGGUUCUAUGUUUUCAUGUAUCACCAGGAGCAAAUUUGAUAAGUACAUGUGAAUAACCUCCUGUAAAUGGAUUUUAUAACAAAAAUGUACUAAACUAUUUUCUAAAAUUA